Messenger RNA from Nannizzia gypsea CBS 118893, 1167 nucleotides. RefSeq lists its product as hypothetical. Gene Ontology annotation, cellular component: multimeric ribonuclease P complex; ribonuclease MRP complex. The transcript has 7 exons. Lineage: Eukaryota; Fungi; Ascomycota; Eurotiomycetes; Onygenales; Arthrodermataceae. Bases 1 to 1167 code for a protein of 388 amino acids. Gene Ontology annotation, molecular function: ribonuclease MRP activity; ribonuclease P activity. Gene Ontology annotation, biological process: tRNA 5'-leader removal; endonucleolytic cleavage in ITS1 to separate SSU-rRNA from 5.8S rRNA and LSU-rRNA from tricistronic rRNA transcript (SSU-rRNA, 5.8S rRNA, LSU-rRNA); tRNA 3'-end processing. The record is from RefSeq and is a predicted model, not a curated record.
AUGUUCGACUUUGAAGACCCGUUGAUGGAUAAAGAGAAAUGCCUUGUAUCAAUCGGAAACUUACCUGUAUUUGUUGAUCCUGCGCAGCCCCCACAGAAGAGGGCUCCUUUCUCUGCCAUACUCGGCCAUGCAUUCAACCAUAAGGUCGAAUUGAUACUUCCGCGAGAGGUUCACGAAUCAACCUGGAGCUCAAUUUUAGGAGCCGUUGAACCGCAUAAAUAUGCGCGGGUUAUCUUCCCUCUAUCAGCUUUGCUAGAAGGGGAAUUUUUCACCAAAUAUAUCAAGAUCGGGAACGUUCUUAUGAUAUCAGAGGGAAGAAGAGGCAUAGAUAAUGUGUACACUCUCAAAGAUGGGGUUCUUACUUUAGAACUCGACAAGGCAACAUAUGAACGUGCGGGCCUUGUGGGGAAAGCCAUUAGGUCUGGCGAUAGAAAACACAUCAAGUCAAGAUAUAUGGUGGAGAUAAACCUCCGGCCAUCAUCCAUGCUACAUGGCAAGAAAGGAUUUGAACGGAUUGUAUGGGCAUUCAAGAAUGUUUUAAAAAACUCUAUAACAUGGCUGUUCGUUGGUUUAUCUGAAUCCUCGAGCCUAACAGAUGAAGCAGACUCUCCUAUCAAGAAAUAUCAACCCCAGAUUAUUACGCCCUCGCCAGUAGAAACCGUGAUGGAAAAAGUUCUCAUCCCACCAUUCAGCUCGGAGACUCUUCUUCCAAUAGAGCAAAGAGUUGCUCUCCGUGAUACUUGUGAUGAACUACAGGAAUGGCUGGCCCUCGUAUCUCUUGACUCAGACCGCAUUCGGGCAGAUGAUUCAAUUGAUCCGUACCUUAGCCGGUAUCAAGUUCCUCAAAGAGACGAGUGUCAGACCCUCGAUCUGGUGAAGAUCACAUGGAGAGGCUUAAUAACUUCUAGCUGGGUUAUGAACCUCCUUUUAUCAGUAUUACGAAAAUGUGGCACAAAGUCUACAGGUGCUGGCCACUGGUUUGGACUCCUUGUCUCAGCAAUGGGAAAGGAUGCAGUGGAUGGGAAAGACGGUUAUUCUGUCAUAGCAUUACCUUUUAAGUCUCCUAAACUGGAAACGGAAAAAGACGGUUCUACAGAGGAGGAGCCAUCUCCUCGACGGCAAUAUGUUUGCUGGGAAUAUUUUGGUGGUAACGUUGCAAGCUCCUGA